This is a messenger RNA of Gongylonema pulchrum, 279 nucleotides long. NCBI's taxonomy places the organism in Eukaryota, Metazoa, Nematoda, Chromadorea, Rhabditida, Gongylonematidae. The record is from the annotation of a GenBank genome assembly.
AUGUUCUCGGAGCUGAAAUUAAUUCUUAUUCAGGAACUGAAGAAGUCAAUCUCGGUGCACUUGGUGCCUGAUAGGGCCCACAAUGACGAGUUGAUCCCAGACGUUUAUCUGAAUGUUGCAAGUUCUGGCAAAGCCGAAGCGUCAUCGCAAGGCUUAAGUACAAAUGAUAGCAGUGGUUCGUCUGCUGGACGCAGUUCCUCUCGUUCCAGCUCGAGAACAAAAUUUCGUCCGACGCUGGGCGCAUUAGAUGAAGCUGGCGUUCCUUCAACUGACUUCUGA